This is a messenger RNA of Penicillium brasilianum, 1178 nucleotides long. The record is from the annotation of a GenBank genome assembly. Lineage: Eukaryota; Fungi; Ascomycota; Eurotiomycetes; Eurotiales; Aspergillaceae.
AUUUCCCAAUUUCACUUCAACUCACAGAAAUAAGACCUGAACAACAACGGUCUCUCUGUCAGAAGAAAAAUUGUACGACGUCAAUAGAGAAAGCUCCUCGUCCGUCCACUUCAAUCAAAAUGUCCAAUCAAAUCCCUACAUCAAUGAAAGCAUGGCUGUACAACAGUACAACCGGCGGUCUUAAGAAAAACAUCCACCUCGACACAUCCCGAAUUCUCCCCUCGCCAAGCCCCCAGGAGGUUCUUGUUCAGGUGCUUGUCGCAUCCCUCAACCCAGCAGACUACAAAGUUCCCACUAUCGCGUUUGGCCUAGCUGCAAAGCUGAUAAUCGGUCUACCCGCAUCGCCGGGGAUGGACUUCUGCGGACGCGUUGUGGCGACGGGUUCGGACGUGACACAAUUUGAAGCCGGCCAACUCGUCUUUGGGUGCCAUAGUCGUCCUGUUAAAUUUGGGUCCCUGGCCGAGUACAUGACUGUAUCAGCAGGGUUGAUUGCGGCCUUACCAAAUUGCGUGCGCGUGAGAGAUGCGGCUUCGAUUGGGAUCGCAGGCCAGAGUGCGUUGCAAUCAUUAAGUGGCUAUGUGAAAGCGGGCGACAAGGUGUUUAUUAACGGUGGUUCCGGGGGCUGUGGAUUAUUUGCAAUUCAGAUUGCGAAGAAUAUAGGAUGCUACGUUACAACCACGUGCUCGACAAGGAAUGUGGAGCUAUGUCGUGCAAUGGGGGCGGACGACGUCAUCGAUUAUACCUCUGAAGAGGAUUUGGUUUCUACGCUGCGAAAACGAGGAGUGAUUUAUGAUCACAUUCUCGAUCAUGUCGGACUUCCUUAUGAUCUUUACUUCCAGUGUCACCACUUCCUGAAGCAUGGGGGAGUAUUUGUACAGGUUGGGGGAUCAAGCAGAUCUAUGUUUAUGGGAAGGGCUGGAUGGCCAUCUUUUUGCGGUGGUGGGAAGAGAAGAUAUCAGAUCUUCUUCUUUGCUAACACGCAAGAGCAUGUUGUCGCCAUUGGUGAUAUGUUGCAAAAGGGAACCUUGAAGGUGAAUGUGGAUAGCGAGUAUAGCUUUGAUGAUGCUGAGAAGGCAUUUGACAGGCUAUGUUCAGGGAGAGCUAGAGGCAAGGUACUGAUUCGCGUGGCUGAACCAUGAUAAAGAUUUAUUGCGCUCAAAUCAUUUGAUCAAUUUUUU